Molecule: messenger RNA, 2812 nt
Organism: Lynx canadensis (Canada lynx)
Lineage: Eukaryota; Metazoa; Chordata; Mammalia; Carnivora; Felidae
Gene: EFL1
Product: elongation factor like GTPase 1
Exons: 15
Coding region: 99-2696 (865 amino acids)
Biological process (GO): cytosolic ribosome assembly
Cellular component (GO): cytosol; ribonucleoprotein complex
Molecular function (GO): GTPase activity; ribosome binding
Source: RefSeq, a predicted model, not a curated record
UGAGUUUUUGUAACAAGUCCGGUGACGGCUGGGGCUUCGGGAUCGAGCACUUUGCCAGAAUCUACAGUCAGAAAAUUGGCAUCAGGAAAGAAGUCCUUAUGAAAACCCUGUGGGGAGAUUAUUAUAUAAAUAUGAAGGCCAAGAAGAUUAUGAAGGUUGAUCAGGCGAAAGGAAAGAAACCUUUAUUUGUACAGUUGAUCCUGGAGAAUAUAUGGAGUUUGUAUGAUGCGGUCUUGAAAAGGGACAAAGAAAAAAUUGAUAGGAUCGUGACUUCUUUAGGAUUGAAGAUUGGAGCCCGGGAGGCACGACAUUCUGAUCCUAAAGUUCAGAUCAAUGCCAUUUGCAGCCAGUGGCUGCCCAUUUCCCAUGCUGUGCUUGCGAUGGUGUGUCAGAAACUUCCUAGCCCCCUGGACAUUACGGCCGAGCGGGUGGAGAAGCUGAUGUGCACGGGAUCACAGACGUUUGACUCUCUUCCCCCAGAAACCCAGGCCCUGAAAGCAGCUUUCCUGAAAUGUGGGAGUGAAGACACUGCUCCCGUUAUCAUCUUUGUUUCCAAAAUGUUUGCCGUUGAUGCCAAGGCUUUGCCGCAGAACAAGCCCAGACCUCUCACGCAAGAAGAAAUUGCGCAGCGGCGUGAGCGUGCAAGACAGAGGCAUGCAGAGAAGCUCGCAGCGACGCAGGGGCCGGCGUCCGUGGAGCCCCCGGAAGACGGCGGUGCCCCGGAAACAAGUCCAAAGGGAGAAGAGACAAAAGGUGAUGAGCACCAGGUGGAGGGAAAGACCCUUAAACCUCAGCCCGAAGAAGGAAGCAACCACGAGUCUUUCGUUGCUUUUGCUCGAGUGUUCAGUGGUGUGGCUCGAAGAGGAAAGAAAAUGUUUGUCUUGGGACCCAAAUACAGCCCCGUUGAAUUUUUGCGGCGGGUGCCGUCAGGCUUCUCCACCCCACUGGACGACCUCCCCCCGGUCCCCCACAUGGCGUGCUGCACUCUGGAAAACCUGUAUCUCCUGAUGGGGAGGGAGCUGGAAGGCCUAGUGGAGGUGCCUCCAGGAAACGUGCUAGGCAUAGGGGGCCUUCAGGACUUCGUGCUGAAGUCGGCGACACUGUGUAGCUCGCCGUCCUGCCCACCAUUCGUUCCGCUCAACUUCGAAGCCACGCCUAUCGUGAGGGUCGCCGUGGAGCCCAAGCACCCAAGUGAGAUGCCUCAGCUCGUCCGGGGAAUGAAGCUGCUAAACCAGGCCGAUCCCUGUGUCCAGAUCUUAAUUCAGGAAACGGGGGAGCACGUUUUGGUCACAGCGGGAGAAGUCCACCUUCAGCGGUGCCUGGAUGACUUGAGAGAAAGGUUUGCGAAGAUUCAGAUCAGCGUGUCUGAACCGAUUAUUCCAUUCAGGGAAACAAUUACAAAACCGCCAAAAGUCGACAUGGUCAAUGAAGAAAUAGGCAAACAACAAAAAGUUGCAGUUAUCCACCAAACGAAAGAAGAUCAGAGCAAAAUCCCGGAAGGAAUCCAAGUUGACUCUGAUGGGCUCAUCACCCUAACGACCCCCAACAAGCUCGCCAUGCUCAGUGUUCGAGCCAUGCCCCUUCCAGAAGAAGUCACACGGAUCCUGGAAGAAAAUAGCGAUCUGAUUCGUUCUAUGGAGCAGUUGACAUCCUCUUUGAAUGAGGGCAGAAAUACUCAGACGAUCCACCAGAAGACCCAAGAGAAAAUUUGUGAAUUCAAAGGAAAACUAGAGCAGCACCUAACAGGGAGAAAAUGGAGGAACGUCGUUGACCAAAUCUGGUCAUUUGGGCCAAGAAAAUGCGGGCCCAACAUACUCGUAAAUAGAAGCGAAGACUUCCAGAACUCAGUAUGGACAGGCUCGGGCGUCAAAGCCUCCAAAGAGGCCAGUAGAUACCGAGAUUUGGGCAACAGCAUCGUGAGUGGUUUCCAGCUAGCAACCCUCUCUGGCCCCAUGUGUGAGGAGCCUCUCAUGGGCGUCUGUUUCAUUCUGGAAAAAUGGGACCUAAGUAAAUGUGAAGAACAAGGGGCAAGUGACAAACAUAAUCAAGAGCGAAGGGACGUGGUACAGGAGGCACAGGCGGAAGGUGAAGCCUGUCCCGGCAGAGGCGAAAAGGGGGGGCCGCAAGAUGGCGGCUCUGAGCCCUCGGAGCAGAAGACAUCCCAGAGAGGAGAGUCUUCGCUCACUGACUGCUACGGACCCUUCUCCGGACAGCUCAUUGCCACCAUGAAAGAAGCUUGUCGCUAUGCCCUGCAGGUGAAGCCUCAGCGUCUGAUGGCAGCCAUGUACACGUGUGACAUCAUGGCCACCGGUGACGUUCUUGGUCGGGUCUACGCGGUCUUGUCCAAGAGAGAAGGUCGAGUGCUUCAAGAAGAAAUGAAAGAAGGGACGGACAUGUUCAUCAUCAAGGCGGUGCUGCCCGUCGCCGAGAGCUUCGGCUUUGCUGACGAGAUCAGGAAGAGGACGAGCGGCCUGGCCAGCCCGCAGCUGGUGUUCAGCCACUGGGAGGUCAUCCCCAGCGACCCCUUCUGGGUACCAACCACCGAGGAGGAGUACUUACACUUCGGGGAGAAGGCGGAUUCUGAGAACCAGGCCCGGAAGUACAUGGACGCCGUGCGUAAGCGGAAGGGUCUUUACGUGGAGGAGAAGGUGGUGGCGCACGCGGAGAAGCAGAGAACCCUCAGCAAAAAUAAGUAACCCCGCCCCCAGCAGGGCCUCCUCUUUCGAACGGAGGCGUCACCCCAGGCCAGAUGCUGGGAAAUCCUCUCUGAGCUCACUGUCAAUAAAGUUGAUGCUUAUUAGUAUUUUAAAGA